Messenger RNA from Carya illinoinensis, 1792 nucleotides. RefSeq names its product two-pore potassium channel 1-like. NCBI's taxonomy places the organism in Eukaryota, Viridiplantae, Streptophyta, Magnoliopsida, Fagales, Juglandaceae. Bases 398 to 1513 code for a protein of 371 amino acids. Gene Ontology annotation, molecular function: potassium ion leak channel activity. The transcript has 3 exons. The record is from RefSeq and is a predicted model, not a curated record. Gene Ontology annotation, biological process: potassium ion transmembrane transport; stabilization of membrane potential. Gene Ontology annotation, cellular component: plant-type vacuole membrane.
AUCUCUCUCCCAUAACAACUAGCCCAGAGGAGAGGGCAAAAAAAAAAAAAAAAUCUUCCAUUAACAGUUCAUCUGCUUUCUUUUUCUUUUCUUUUUCAAAAUUUCGAUUUUCAUAUUUGUAGCUUAUUUAUACGGGAUGAUGAUGAUCUCUUAAAAUCAUCCUAAUUUCACGUUCAUUUUACUUGUUUUACUCCUCUAUGUUUCUCCUAUUUUUUUGUUUUCGACGUAGAAACCAAAUUUAUGGUUUCUUAAGAGCCCAUGUUGUUCGAUUACACAUCUAACAAUAAAAGUCGAUUGGUUCUAGAUGAUAGGAUUCAACAUGAUCUGAAAAUUGAUUGUCGGUUUUGUGAUUGGUUCAUAUGGAAUUGUAUCUGAGCUGUUAGAGAAGCGAAAGUCAAUGUAUUUUAAUUCAAUUCGUUUUCUACAAGUUUUCCCUGAAUCAGACACACCUUCGUUUGAUUUUCUGAUGGCCUGUGAAGAUGCUAAAGAAUCAUUGCUUUCAGAGUUGAGAGAUCAUUAUCGUGUCAAUGGAAACAAGGACAUCCGGAGAAGAAAUAUGUGCAGUGGUACUGCUUCUCCUGCAGAGACCAAUACCCUUGAACAAAAUGAAGUCAAAUGUCCUUUGGCUCCUGAAUGUAUAUUCGAGAAACCCCGAUUCAAUUUCAAGUAUGUGGUUAUGUUGUUGGCUGUCUACCUCGGUGGAGGCACCCUUUGUUUCUUCUUCAUAAGACAUCAGAUCAAGGGCAAAAGAACAAAUGGGAUUCUUGAUGCCAUUUACUUUUCUGUUGUUACAAUGACCACUGUUGGCUAUGGGGACCUUGUUCCAGAUAGCAUAUUAGCAAAACUAUUUGCAUGCAUUUAUGUCUUCACUGGCAUGGCACUUGCUGGUAUAGUUAUUAGUGAGGCAGCUGAUUACAUAGUACAAAAGCAGCAAAUCCUUGUAGUUAGAGCCAUUUACAUGGGUGAAAAACUUGGUCCAAAUGAGGUUCUUAAGGAGGUCGAGACCCACAAAGUUAAAUAUAAAUUAAUAAUGGUGGGUGGCCUUCUUCUGGUGCUUAUUAUGGUAGGAACUCUCUUUUUAUUUAUAGUCGAAGAAUUAAACCUGAUGGAUGCAUUCUAUUGUGUUUGCUCAACCAUUACCACUUUGGGCUAUGGGGAUGAGAGCUUUUCAACCAGAGGAGGUCGUGUUUUUGCCAUUUUCUGGAUACUGAGCAGUACCAUUUGCUUAGCUCAGUUCUUUCUCUACGUUGCUGAAUUAUACACCGCAGAAAGGCAACGAGCUAUGAUGAAACGGGUUCUUUCAAGGGAAUUGACAUUCUCAGAUCUUGAGGCAGCAGAUCUUGAUGGUGAUAAAGUUGUCCGUGCUGCAGAAUUUGUCAUUUAUAAGCUGAAGGAAAUGGGGAAGAUUGACCAAGAGGAUGUUUCAAUUGUGAUGGAGAGCUUUAAGAGAUGUGAUGCCGAUCAAUCUGGGACUUUGACUGAAUCUGAUCUCAUGAAAUCCCAACCGUCCUAAUCUCAGAUCUGACAGUCACCAUCUUUCGCAAAGUUAAAAACUCAGUCUGUAGUUUCUAUAAUUAACUUAAGAAAGGUGCUAAGAUCCUUUCUACUGUACAUUUGUGAAUUAGAUCCCCCAAGACAUAAUACUCAUUUCAUUCUGCUGGAGACUAAUAGCAUGGGCAAGGCUAUAGUUAUCUGUUAGGAAUCAGUUAGCAGCCUGUGUAUGCUUAUGACAGUAUGUGCUCACCAAUUACUUUUCAACUUCGGCAGGAAAACACUGUAUAUUUGUGUCUUA